AUGGCAAGAGCAACUCUUACAUUGUCACUGAUUUUCGUCUCGCUCUUUUUCGUUCCGACCAAGAUUGAGUCGGCUAAAGUGGCAGCCACCGAUCCGGCCACCGAUCCGGCCACCAAUUUCAUUAAAGCCUCGUGCAGAGCCACCACGUAUCCCGUUGUCUGUGUCCAAUCAUUAUCAAUAUACGCACCGUCUAUUCAACGAAGCCCGCGCCAACUGGUACAAACGGCCUUAUCCGUAAGCCUCGAGCGGGCUGAAUCUACUAAAACAUUCGUAUCCCGACUCACAAAAUUCAGAGGACUUAAGCCCAGAGAACGUGCAGCCAUCAAAGACUGCUUCGAGGAGAUGAGUGAUAACGUGGACCGCCUAAGCAAGUCGAUCAAGGAGCUGAAGAGCAUGGGCACGGCCCGUGGGAAGGAGUUCAUAUGGCACAUGAGUAACGUGGAGACAUGGAUUAGCGCUGCCCUCACUGAUGACAGUACCUGCCUUGAUGGGUUUUCAGGCCGGGCCUUAAAUGGAAGGAUUAAGUCCUCAAUUAAGGGCCGAAUGACUAAUCUAGCUCAGGUCACUAGCAACGCUCUAGCACUUUGCAAUCAUUUUGGUGAAAAGUAUUAA
Messenger RNA from Fraxinus pennsylvanica, 612 nucleotides. Lineage: Eukaryota; Viridiplantae; Streptophyta; Magnoliopsida; Lamiales; Oleaceae. The record is from the annotation of a GenBank genome assembly.